AUGGCCCCUACCUCCGCCUCGUCCGGGCAAGACUGCCAACCUGGUGCUCUUCUCGAGCCAGCGCCCUCUGGGCGCUGCGCCCGGUCUGGAACUCCGAGGUCGGCUCCUUACCAAGGAGCUGUGGCAUCGACCCCCGGCAGCGGAGUGGCAAUCAGCGAGAAGUUGGAGCACAUGACGUUCAACAUGAACCUGAGGAUGAUAUCCGGGAACAGGUACGAGGAUGAGGAAUUCGAGGAGGUCGGGUCGGAUGCGUGGAGGUUCAAGACAGCGAUGAACAAGGCCUUGGGUCUUUCGGGGCGUUCUGUGCUCUCGGAUGCGAUUCCGUGGCUGGGGUGGCUAGAUUUCCAGGGGCAAGUGAGGUCCAUGAAGGAGACGGGGCCGGGAGCUCGACUACGUGCUCGAGAAGUGGCUGAGACAACACCUGGAGAAGAGAUCAAACAAAGGGUUUCGAAUCCUGGGAUACUAACUGGGACAGAGAGCACAUCCAUCACAAUUACAUGGGCACUUUCCUCCUCCUCCCAACCACCUGGCCGCUCCUCAAAUCUGCCCAACAGGAGCUCGAUGCCAUCGUCGGGCAAGACAAAUGGGUCCAAGAUUGCAAAAGAGACCCGGGUCUGGGCGAAGCCCGAUGAGUUUCGGCCGGAGCGGUUCUUGAAGGAGCAGGAGGAAGUAGACUUGAAGAUCAGAACUUCGUGUUUAUUCCGUUCAGAUUCGGGCAGUGAGGUCUUGCCCAGGAUCCACGCUGGGGUUGCAGGAUUCCAGGUGACGCCGGAAGAGGGGGCGACGGUGGACAUGGAGGAAGGGUCGGGCAUUGCCCUGCCCAAGGUGAAACCGCUUCGGAGUUGCACUGGGAGCCGCGCCUUCCGCUUCAUCUACGAGAACCUCUAA
Molecule: messenger RNA, 888 nt
Organism: Eucalyptus grandis
Lineage: Eukaryota; Viridiplantae; Streptophyta; Magnoliopsida; Myrtales; Myrtaceae
Product: xanthotoxin 5-hydroxylase CYP82C2-like
Exons: 4
Coding region: 1-888 (295 amino acids)
Biological process (GO): defense response to other organism
Molecular function (GO): monooxygenase activity; heme binding; iron ion binding
Source: RefSeq, a predicted model, not a curated record